Messenger RNA from Didymodactylos carnosus, 2073 nucleotides. The record is from the annotation of a GenBank genome assembly. NCBI's taxonomy places the organism in Eukaryota, Metazoa, Rotifera, Eurotatoria, Philodinida, Philodinidae.
AUGGUAAAUUUGAUUAAUCAACCAAUAAAGAAGAAAUGUGAAGAUGAUUUGUUAAAAUUUUUUUUACAUGGGCAUUAUGAUGUCAAAGUUAAUUAUAAUAAAUGUGAUGAACAAUUAAUCACAGUUGAUGAUAGUGUUGCCAUUCUCAAUGAUGUAAACAAGAAGAACAACAACAGUGAUGAUCCUGAACAGGAAAUAGACAUCAUUACUGAGCAAUCUGAAUUUGAAAGCAAACCUGAUUAUCCACUUUCAACACAAAAUGAAACGCCUACGAAUGAUUAUUACGAUGAAAACUUAAAACAACCACAAUGUGUUUACGAGGAAAAAUAUGUUAUUAAUAUAUCUGUUAAACCAAAAUCAAACGAUGUAAAUAAACAAGACAAUGAAACAUGUAUACGAAAAUCGAAACAGCAAACAUUUGCUGUUAGUAUCGAGAAAACUACGAUUAAUGGAACAUCGCCACAGACUGUUGAUGUUGAUGAUGAACAAGAUUCAGAUACGGAAAAUUAUAAUAAUAACAACAGUCUGUAUGAAAGUGAUGAAGAAUAUUAUAUUAAAAACAAAAAUUGGACUGGACCCAUUAUAACUGAAGCGGUUUCUGAAAAUGAAUCUGAAAAGCCAUUUACUUCUAAAAAAAAAUCUAUUGAGAAGGAUUUGUCUCUCUCGGAUACUCUUCAUAAAACACACAUAAACAUUGCAUCUUCCCAAUCGUUGAAAAAAGAUAUUUAUAAUGGUGACAUAAAAUUCACAGAUAAAAAAAGCACGGUUUCUUCAUCAGCGGCAUUUUAUGAUGAUUCAAAACCGCCAACGUAUAUCAAUGAAAUAAUUAGUGGUGAUUGGUACAUUGAUGAAAAUGGAAUUAUACAAUCUAAUAGUAAAUAUUUCAAGAAUAUGCAAAAAAAAAACGAUUAUACACAAUUGAAAUCACGAUUAAAUACGGCGCAAACAACUAUUGCUAACACGACUCGAAAUCAAAAAGCAAAUUCAAAUUACCCGAAACAGAAUAAUUAUAAAGAUCGUAAACAAGACGUAUCAUCGCGAAAAACAUCAUCUGUGGAAAUUGAUCAGUAUGGAGAACAACAAGAACAAUUAAAAAAUAACCAAUCCGGCAACAAGAAUCCACAAUAUCCAUUUGAUAUAAACGAAAUACUUAAAGGAAACAUAUGUGAUGAUGAAAAAUUGAUACAAUAUCUUGAUUAUAUUGAACGGAAAAGUAAUCAAGAAUUUGUGGUAAAACGAGAUACACAACAGAAAGACUUAAAGCAACAAUUUCAACCAUCAUCUACUUCACAAACACAACGAGAAAACAAUGUUGAUUCUACUCAAUUCAAUGCGUCUAAAAAGUGUCGGGCAUCACAUAAACCACCAAAGCAAAAAACUACCCAAACAAAGACUGAAUCAUUAAUAAAAUCUCGUCUGGAAAAUAAUAAUUUAGCAGCAGGAUUAGACAAAAUAUAUCGUUCAUUAACUGUUACAGAUAUAUUGGAAAUCUAUGACGAAGUAAGAGGAAAAACUCAUAUCGGUGACGGACAAAAUCAUCAAAAAUCAAAGAUCAAUAUGGAACAAAAUGGUCCUAUUCGUUCAUCCCAGCAAGUACAUAAGAACUCAAGUCAUUCAGAAGCACAAUGUAGAAUACGUCAAGGACUACAGAGAGCAGUUGCACAACCAUCUAGAAUAGUACGUCAAUGUGCAACAAUUACUGCACAACAACCCUCGUAUGUGACAUCUAACACUUCAACCAAUAAGAAGCAUGAUUCAUGCUUACAUCGACAAUUAAAAACAUCUGAGACUAUCGACUUGUCUCCAUCUAAAAUAUUGUGCGAGGAUCAACAUAAUCCAUUUGCACGCAGUCAUAGUAAUAUUAAUCUCAAAGCAGUACGUUCGGACAGAAAUCAAUUGUUACUUGAACAACAUUUAAAAUACACUGCCAUGUACAAUGCUCAUCUACGCCGUAGUCAUCUGCCUGUACAAUAUCGAUUCAUAAAUCCAAGAAUAAUAUCUCAACAAUUACCAAGACAGGCAACUCCAUUUCGUGUAUUAGAACAACAUUUCCGUCAUCAAUUUAACAAUUAA